Molecule: messenger RNA, 1123 nt
Organism: Diuraphis noxia (Russian wheat aphid)
Lineage: Eukaryota; Metazoa; Arthropoda; Insecta; Hemiptera; Aphididae
Product: lachesin-like
Cellular component (GO): neuron projection
Source: RefSeq, a predicted model, not a curated record
UGCCGCGUGCAUUGCGUGCUGCUUCCUCGUCAGCCUUUUGCGGGCCGAUGUCCAUGCGGUUGAUUCAACAGGAAUGCCAAAGUUUGGUGAAGAUUUGAAUAAUGUGACGGUACCAGUUGGUCGAGAAGCUGUAUUCAUAUGCAACGUCGAAGGACUGGCAACUUACAAGGUUGCUUGGCUGAGAGUGGACACCCAGACCAUAUUGACUAUUCAUAGUCACGUGAUCACAAAGAACCAUCGGAUCGCGGUGACACACAGUGAUCAUCGAAUAUGGUAUCUUCAUAUCCGAGAAGUUAGAGAAGCUGACAGGGGAUGGUAUAUGUGCCAAAUYAACACAGACCCAAUGAAGAGUCAACAGGGUUACUUGCAAGUUGUUGUACCUCCGGAUAUAUURGACUACCCAACCAGCACCGAUAUAGCGGUGAGGGAAGGAGGUAAUGUUUCGAUGCAAUGUGCUGCCUCCGGAUUUCCUACUCCCAGUAUCACUUGGAAAAAAGAAGGUGGCCUUUCGUUUUCCUUAAGCCCCAACACUGAUGUGUCCACAGUGAACGGGCCAUGGUUAAACGUAUCAAAAGUUAACCGCUUACACAUGGGCGCAUAUUUGUGCAUAGCGUCUAACGGGAUUCCACCAUCAGUUAGCAAACGUAUCAUGCUCAUCAUACAAUUCCCUCCCAUGAUAUGGAUACAAAAUCAGCUCGUCGGUGCACAAGAAGGUCAAUCGGUCACCUUGGAAUGUACGUCCGAAGCGUAUCCCAAAUCAAUCGAUUACUGGACAAAAGAUAAAACGACCAUCAUAUCAAACGGAACCAAAUAUCACACAGAUCUGAAGGAUAACGCGUACAAAACGUACAUGAAACUGACGAUAAUAUCGGUAACGUUGUCCGAUUACGGCACGUACCAGUGUGUUUCGAAAAACUCAUUGGGCGACACAGACGGCACUAUUAAGCUUUACGCCGUACCUAAGCCGACGACUACRACAACAACGACCACCACUACCACCACUGUGUCUACUACGAGCACUACUACCACGACUACAGUGCCCACUUCGGUGGCCGGCGGACGGAGGACGACUGAGAUACCUAAAAAGUUAUCGAAAUUCGGCGGAAAAGAUAAAAUAUGCUGA